AUGUCUACAGAAAACAAAGUGCAGAUCCCGUAUGUCCGUCUUGGAACUUCUGGUCUCAAGGUAUCAAGAUUGAUCUUGGGAUGCAUGUCGUAUGGAACACCCGAAUGGCAACAAUGGGUACUUGAUGAGAAGACCAGUAUCGAACAUAUUAGAUAUGCUUACGAAGCUGGGAUCAAUACUUUUGAUACCGCAGAUGUAUACUCUGGAGGUGUGUCUGAGGAGGUACUUGGCAAAGCUAUCAAGGAGAUUGGUGCCCCGAGGGAGAGCAUCGUAGUUCUCACCAAGCUUUUCAACCCUGUCAUCCGACCAGGAUCAGGAGCAAAAGUCGAUCCCAACGGCAGAGGGCUUAGUCGAAAGCGAUUACAACUUGAUUAUAUUGAUGUAUUGCAAUGUCAUCGAUUCGACUACGAUACACCUAUUGCCGAGACGAUACAAGCUUUACAUGAUGUCGUGCAAAAAGGCUGGGUCAGAUACAUCGGAAUGUCAAGUUGCUGGGCCUACCAAUUCCAGGCCAUGCAAAACUAUGCGAUCAACAACAAGUUAACCCCAUUCAUCAGCAUGCAAAACUUCCACAACGCUGCGUAUAGAGAGGAGGAGCGUGAGAUGAUGCCAACGCUCAAACUGCUCAAUGUAGGCUGUAUCCCUUGGUCCCCCCUUUGCCGUGGUUUCUUAGCUAGACCAUGGAACGCGGAAGAGACUGUGAGAGUUAAAACUGAUGCCAACUAUAAAGGGCGGGGGCACGACAAACCUGAUGAUUCUCGUAAAGCCAUCAACGAGCGGGUCGAAGAGAUUGCCAAGAAGAAGGGGAUCAGUAUGGCUCAAGUAGCACUGGCUUGGUCGUUGAGCAACGAUUUCAUCACUGCUCCUAUAGUCGGUUCUACCAGUCUUGAUAAUUUGAAAGAGCUCAUAGGCGCUCUUGAUGUCAAACUCACCCCUGAAGAGAAAGCUUAUAUCGAUGAGCCAUACGCUCCUAGGUCUAUCAGGCAUGAAUGA
Molecule: messenger RNA, 993 nt
Organism: Kwoniella botswanensis
Lineage: Eukaryota; Fungi; Basidiomycota; Tremellomycetes; Tremellales; Cryptococcaceae
Exons: 18
Coding region: 1-993 (330 amino acids)
Source: RefSeq, a predicted model, not a curated record